AUUUCUUGAUUUACAUUAAUCAUUUAUUGUAUCAUGUCAUCAUCCGGAUCUAAAGAUCUUAUUGAUAGCUGUGAAUUACAUAUUCCAAUCAGAGCUGGAUAUGUUAUCUUGAAAGAUCCUAUAUCAGAAAAAAAGCUUCUAAGACCGGCAAGGUAUUAUGGUAAUUAUGUACGAAAGAUCGAGGAGCUAAUUGAUGAAAGAAAAACUGUUGAUGACGCCGAAUCAAUGGAUGGAGAUAGAUAUGUUAUCAUUUUCUAUGGAUCUCAUGAUUCAGCUUCAAAGUUUCUUGAAUCAGAAAAGAUGAAAGAUCUUAGACGGAAACAGUUAGCUCCAUCAUCACAAACUCUCAGUUUGCCAUCAACUUCAAGAAAGGAAAGUGAAUUGGAAUCAACCACUCGUAAAUUGCGAUCUCAGAGCCGAAACGUUAGUGAAUCAGCUCAUAAAGUUGCCCCGAGUUCAGUUCCACAAGUGAAAUUGUUGAAAGAUCUUGAGAUAAAAUUUGAAAGUAUGAAAGACGAUCUCAAAGAAAUCAAAGUGUUACUCAAUGAUUUCAUCUCCUCUCAAGAUCUUCCUGAUUUGUCGACCGGACCAACAAAAGAGGCUUCAAUGGCGAAACAGGCUUGCAAAGCAAUAAGAUCUUUCAGGAAGCAAGGUUUCGAGAAAAAGUUGGCAUUAGUUGAUUGGGAUAAAAUCAUUUCAGAUCCGAUCAAAGUAAGAGAAAUAAAAGAUAUCCUGAUGACUCAAGAAUGGCCUUCUAAAAUGGUAUCAGAUAUUGCUGAGAUUCUUUAUGGUGAUACAUUGCUCGAUCAUAUCUUAGGACGACAUGGUAAAAGGGAUAGGAAGGCUAGAAGGGGUGAACGGCAGUUGACUGUAUCAAGAUCUGAAGAGGAGAAACUUCGCUGUAUUUUGUCUGUAUUUGGAACUACAUUUACGACUGAUACAGCAUGGCAAAUAUUGGUUCAACAUUACGUGAACCAAAGAGGAAGAGAUAUGAAAAAUCGUCUUACCAAAGAGAAAGAUGAAGAGCGAGUUGACCCUAAUAUUGAUGAUGAUUCUAGUGAUUCGCCUGAAGCUAAGCGAAGCAGACUAGUUAAUCAUACCGACGAUGAUGCUGAUAACGUUGAAGAAUGAAAAAUUAUUUUGACAAA
Tetranychus urticae (two-spotted spider mite) is the source of this 1148-nucleotide messenger RNA. NCBI's taxonomy places the organism in Eukaryota, Metazoa, Arthropoda, Arachnida, Trombidiformes, Tetranychidae. The record is from RefSeq and is a predicted model, not a curated record.